This is a messenger RNA of Rotaria sp. Silwood1, 762 nucleotides long. Lineage: Eukaryota; Metazoa; Rotifera; Eurotatoria; Philodinida; Philodinidae. The record is from the annotation of a GenBank genome assembly.
AUGAGUAAUGAAACAGCUAUCACUACGAUCGAAAUAGUACAGAAAAAACUUAAAAAAUAUACUGCUUUAAAAGAGCAUGAAAAAGUAAAAGAAUAUCUUCGUAAAUUAUAUAAAACAUCUGUUACUACUUCCAUAAUUCAAGAAACUCAAAUUGAUCUUCUCAUUCGUCAACUUGCAUCAAAUAAAACAGCUAAUUAUAGUUCAUUAGCAAAAAGUUUACUAAAACGAUGGCAUCAUAAAAGACUAAUAUCCACAUCUACAAAAAUCAAAUCUACAAUACAUUCACAUAUAACAAUUGUUGAAAACAAUUGUAAUAAUGAUAGAAGAAAUUCUGAUGAAAUAAGUGAAUCUCAAUCAUCUGAUGAUAAUAAAAAACGUAAAGUUCUUUCACUUGCCCAAUAUCUUGAAAAUAAAAAACAUGUUUUAUCACCAUCAUCGACAAUAAAUUCAACUCAUAAUAAAUUAACUGAUGUUCAAAUUGAAAUUAUUAAUGCACAAUUUAAAGCUACGACAGAAAAAUUGACUGCUAGUGCACCUGAUAUUGAUAAUAUUCUUAAUCAAAAUUCAAUACAAACAGAUAAACUAAAUAACAAUCGAAUUGAUUAUAUUGUUAAAAGACCAAUUAUUGAACAGCAAAAAACAAAAUUUAAUGAUUUAUGGACUGAAGAUGAUGACGAUGAUGAUGAUAUUAAUUCGCAAUUACAAAUUACUCAAUCCAAUACAAUAAAUAGUAGUAGUGUUCAGAUUCAAAAAAUACGAUAA